UUGAGUCAUAACAAUCAAAAUGUCCACAUUCGGUACUUUAUUCAGAGUAACUACAUACGGUGAAUCACACUGUAAAUCAGUUGGCUGUAUCGUAGAUGGUGUUCCACCUGGAUUACCCCUCGAGGACGUCGAUAUUCAAGCUCAGCUGUCAAGAAGACGUCCAGGUCAAUCGAAUUUAACAACACCACGUAAUGAGGCAGACGCCGUACAAUUACAAUCAGGUAUUGAGCACAACGUUACACUUGGUACCCCAAUCGGUUUACUCGUACAAAAUAAGGAUCAACGUCCCCACGAUUACAGCGAGACCGACCUCUACCCACGUCCUAGUCACGCAGAUUGGACCUAUUUGGGCAAAUACGGUAUCAAAGCCAGCUCCGGCGGCGGUAGAUCAUCAGCCCGUGAGACUAUUGGCAGAGUUGCCGCAGGUGCAAUCGCCGAAAAGUAUCUGAAACUCAGCCACGGCGUUGAAAUUAUCGCAUUCGUCAGUUCAGUUGGUAAAGAACAUAUCCCAUACAUACCAACAGACACCGAUGAGCCUAUUAGUAAGGAGUUUAGAGAUAUUAUGAGUACCGUCACUCGCGAAGAAAUAGACAAAGACACCACCAGAUGUCCUCAUAAGGAAACUGCCGAGAGGAUGACAGAGCGUAUCAUCAAAGCUAAGGAGGCUAAUGACAGUAUCGGUGGUACCGUCACUUGCGUUAUUCGCAACUGCCCAAUCGGUUUGGGUGAGCCUGUCUUUGACAAGCUCGAAGCUAAACUCGGUCACGCAAUGUUAAGCAUUCCAGCUACCAAAUCAUUCGAGAUUGGCUCUGGAUUUAGAGGUACUGAGGUUCCUGGCUCAGCUCAUAACGAUCCAUUCGUCAAGAGUACUAAAGGAUUAAACGGUUUGGGAACUACUACAAACUGGUCAGGUGGUGUUCAAGGUGGUAUUUCCAACGGCGAGGACAUCUACUUCAAGAUUGGUUUCAAGUCACCAGCUACUAUCUCACAAGCCCAACAAACAGCAAAGUAUAAUGGUGAUGCAGGUGUUCUCGAAGCUCGCGGUAGACACGAUCCAUGUGUCGUUCCACGCGCUGUACCAAUCGUCGAAGCAAUGGCUUCAAUCGUAAUAAUGGAUCAACUCCUGAUUCAAAACUCUCGCACAGCAGCUGCUUCUUUGUUGCCACCAAUCACUACACUUCCACCAACUAUGGUUUUAAGUCAAAGUGCUAUGUCUGAAAUAAAGAAGGAAGCCGACAAGAAUGCAGAGCAAGCAGCUAAUUAAGUUAUUUAAUAUAGGUUUAUUAAUAUUUCUUUGUUAGGAUUCAUUUCACUUUUAGGAUUCAUAAUAUGUUUAAUUCC
Molecule: messenger RNA, 1341 nt
Organism: Wallemia mellicola CBS 633.66
Lineage: Eukaryota; Fungi; Basidiomycota; Wallemiomycetes; Wallemiales; Wallemiaceae
Product: chorismate synthase
Exons: 2
Coding region: 20-1264 (414 amino acids)
Biological process (GO): aromatic amino acid biosynthetic process; chorismate biosynthetic process
Cellular component (GO): cytosol
Molecular function (GO): FMN binding; chorismate synthase activity
Source: RefSeq, a predicted model, not a curated record